Aspergillus caelatus is the source of this 840-nucleotide messenger RNA. RefSeq names its product BTB/POZ domain-containing protein. NCBI's taxonomy places the organism in Eukaryota, Fungi, Ascomycota, Eurotiomycetes, Eurotiales, Aspergillaceae. Bases 1 to 840 code for a protein of 279 amino acids. The record is from RefSeq and is a predicted model, not a curated record. The transcript is spliced from 3 exons. Gene Ontology annotation, molecular function: protein binding.
AUGCCGAGAAGAAGAUUCCUUCCUUGUGGCACAAAGAAACUAGCAGAAAAUGAGGCUCAAGAUACCAUUCCUGGCCGAGAGCUUCUAGAGGCUUUGGCAAGCUUGCGCUACAACCCUGUGUACAGUGAUCUGACCAUUCUAUGUGGUCAGGAAUCUUAUCCUGUUCAUAAAUGUAUAGUCUGUACACGGUCGGAGUUUUUUGCUAGAGCAUGCAAUGGAAAGUUCAAAGAGGCCUCUACGUCUGAGGUUAAUCUAGAUGAAGAACCGGCCUUGGUGAAGCAGAUGGUUGAAUAUUUCUAUACCCUGGAAUAUCAGGUUAAUACUCAGUUCCAAGCACCUGAUGGCCAUAACUUUGAUCAAGGGAACAUCACCAGUCCCCCUAGGUGGGAAGGCACAGAGACUCCACUCACCCAAGCAGGAAACGUGGAACUUGCUGAAUCAAAUCAAGUCUGCGACGUGCCUGAAGAGCAAGCACGAUUCUCAGAUCCCCUUUCCUUUCAUAUCUUGAUGUAUUCCCUUGCGGAUCGUCUCCUUAUACAUGGACUGAAAGCUCUCUCCAAAGAAAAUGUUGGACAUGAAUUAAUUCAACGAUUGGAUGCGCAAUCGUUCCCACAGGCGAUCGUCGAGAUCUAUAACUCCACGCCUGAAAAUGACCGAGGUCUGCGAGAUCUGGCGGUUGAAGUCACCAUGGACCACUUGAGUGCACUAAGGAAAGCGAAGGGAACGGCGGCUGCAGCCCUUCAAGACAAUCUUUUAAGAUCGGUACCUCAAUUUUCAUACGACCUAGUCGUUGCCAUGAUGAACAAGUCCGUAUCCAUGGAAUCUAGGUGGGACAUGUAA